Messenger RNA from Numida meleagris (helmeted guineafowl), 713 nucleotides. Its product is annotated as C-C motif chemokine 3-like. The transcript is spliced from 3 exons. Gene Ontology annotation, cellular component: extracellular region. NCBI's taxonomy places the organism in Eukaryota, Metazoa, Chordata, Aves, Galliformes, Numididae. Gene Ontology annotation, molecular function: chemokine activity; CCR chemokine receptor binding. The record is from RefSeq and is a predicted model, not a curated record. Gene Ontology annotation, biological process: monocyte chemotaxis; positive regulation of GTPase activity; positive regulation of ERK1 and ERK2 cascade. Bases 106 to 381 code for a protein of 91 amino acids.
AGGGGAUAAAAGUGGCAGCGCAGCAGGGGCCGAGCACUGUGCAGAGCAGAGCCCCGCAGCCACCCAGCUCCAGCCCCGCUCGCCGUGCCAACGUCCCGCAGCACCAUGAAGGGCUCCGCAGCCGCCCUGGCCGCUCUGCUCCUCCUGGCCCUCUGCUCCUCAGCCGUGGCCCAUCUGGACGGCGUCUCCACAACCUGCUGCUCCACCUACAUUCAACAUCCCAUCCCAAGCAACUUCAUCGCAUCUGCCUUCCCCACCAGCAGAAAAUGCCGCCUGCCGGGGGUGAUCCUGGUCACCAAGAAGGGGAGGGAGAUAUGCGCAAACCCCAAGGAGUCCUGGGUGCAGAAACGCCUGGAACUCUUCCAGAACCAAGAAAACUGACCUUUUACAGAAUCAUAGAAUCAUAGAAUGGAUGGAUUGGAAGUGACCUUACAGCACACCCAGCUCCAACCCCUGCUCUAGGCUGCUGCCCCCCCCCCCCCCCCCAGAUCAGGCUGCUCAGGGCCCAUCCUUCCUGGUCUUGGGCACCUCCAGGGCUGGGGCACCCACAGCUCUCUGGACAGCAGUGCCAGGGCUUCCUCAUCCUUCCCUCCUACUUCCCCAUCAAUACUAAGGAAGUGAAAACACAGAGAUGAUUCAGAACGCAACAAAAUGCUUGUUGAGGAGUCAGGAGCUCUGAUGCCUAAAUAAAAGUCUUGCAUUUGAAAACACUU